This is a messenger RNA of Austrofundulus limnaeus, 3868 nucleotides long. It is a transcript of the gene slco3a1a, whose product is annotated as solute carrier organic anion transporter family member 3A1a. The record is from RefSeq and is a predicted model, not a curated record. Gene Ontology annotation, biological process: prostaglandin transport; sodium-independent organic anion transport; transmembrane transport. Gene Ontology annotation, molecular function: protein binding. The transcript has 10 exons. Gene Ontology annotation, cellular component: basolateral plasma membrane. NCBI's taxonomy places the organism in Eukaryota, Metazoa, Chordata, Actinopteri, Cyprinodontiformes, Rivulidae. The coding region runs from base 573 to 2672 and encodes 699 amino acids.
GGCAGGACUUAUUGAGUCAGAGAUGCUGCACAGCGCCUCUCAGGCGGCUGUGUGAAGCUGCAGAGAGGAGGACAGCUGCUGUGGGAGGUGGGAUCCCAGAGAGAGACACACACACACCGACUCGGAGCAGUCGGCGCGGGCUGAGGGACCACGACAGUCCGGAGCGGCCCGAGUUCGCGGAGCAGCCCGAUCUGCUGCUGCUGAAAGCGGCGGAAACAUGCGCUGUGACAGAAACUCGGGCGCCGGCGGUUCACUCGUCGUGCCUUCCUCCUCGGCCAGCCCUCCGGCUCGUGGUUCACAUGUUCCGGCGCGUCGUCGUCUCCGUCGAGGGAGCAGCAAUGUUUAAACGAGCGACAGCGGAGCCCCGCGGAGUUUGGAUGUGGGCUUCCUAGCUUGGUUCGGGCACACAUUUGUUUGUUUUUUUUUUUGUUUUGUUUUUUUGAGGAGACGCAGCGGAUGUAAGCCUUCCGGACGGGGAAAACGAAACACUGUGUGAGAACCUGGCCGCCCGCCGGUGUGUUUGUCGGGCUUAACGCAGCGGAGGAGGAGGAGGAGGAGGAGGGUCACCGAGGAUGCAGGUGAAGAAGCACCGGGACUCGGACCGGAGCGGCGGGGACAUGCUGGAAAGAGACGGCCUCCGCAAGGCUCCUACAUGCUUCUCCAACAUCAAGAUCUUCUUGAUAUCGGAAUGCGCCCUGAUGUUGGCGCAGGGCACCGUGGGAGCCUAUCUGGUGAGUGUGCUGACCACGCUGGAGCGGCGGUUCAACCUGCAGAGCGCCGACGUCGGCGUGAUCGCCAGCAGCUUCGAGAUAGGCAACUUGGCGCUGAUCCUGUUCGUCAGCUACUUCGGGGCCAAGGCGCACCGACCCAGGCUGAUCGGCUGCGGGGGCAUCGUCAUGGCCCUCGGUGCUCUUCUCUCCGCUUUGCCUGAGUUUUUGACAAACCAGUACGAGAUUGUGAAAAGCGGGAGGACUGACAUGGGUCGGGACGUUUGCUCCAACAGUAGUGACCCUCAGCCGGAGGACGCCUUGUGUGCCCUUAAGACCAACACCAACAUGAUGUACCUGCUGCUGAUCGGAGCMCAGGUGCUUCUGGGAAUUGGCGCCACUCCAGUGCAACCCCUGGGGGUUUCCUAUAUUGAUGAUCAUGUGAAGAAGAAAGACUCCUCCCUCUACAUAGGAAUCCUGUUCUCCACCCUGGUGUUCGGACCCGCCUGCGGCUUCAUCCUCGGUUCCGUUUGCACUAAAUUCUAUGUGGAUUUUAUUUUCAUUGACACAGAGCUGGGCAUCACGCCAGACGACCCGCGGUGGAUCGGGGCCUGGUGGGGCGGCUUCCUCCUGUGCGGUGCCUUACUGUUCCUCUCGGCCCUCUUCAUGUUCGGCUUCCCUCACUCGCUGCCGAAGAAGGAGCGGGACGAGGGAACGGAGAGCGAGCAGGUCAUGCUCCCUCCUCCCCUCAGCCCGGACUCGGAGACUCCAAAGCCCAGCAACGGAGCAGCGCUGAGCAAUGAGCCUGUCAACAGCGCCACCUGCUGCCAGCAGCUGCGAGUCAUCCCUAAAGUAACGAAGCACCUGCUGUCCAACCCGGUGUUCACCUGCAUCGUCCUGGCAGCCUGCAUGGAGGUUGCGGUGGUGGCGGGCUUUGCUGCCUUCCUGGGGAAAUACCUGGAGCAGCAGUUCAACCUCACCACCACCUCGGCAAACCAGCUGUUAGGUAUGACGGCCAUUCCAUGCGCGUGUCUGGGGAUCUUCAUGGGCGGCCUGCUGGUGAAGAAGCUGAACCUCUCCGCCCUGGGAGCCAUCCGGAUGGCCAUGAUGGUCAACCUGAUCUCCACCGCCUGCUACGUCUCCUUCCUUUUCCUGGGCUGCGACACGGGCCCCGUCGCAGGCGUCACCGUCCCGUACGGCAACGAGACUCUUAAGGUUGGAGAGAAACCAGAGGCUCAGUGCAUCAGUCACUGCCACUGCGUCACCUCCUCCAUCAGCCCUGUCUGCGGCUCUGACAACGUCACCUACCUGUCCGCCUGCUUCGCCGGCUGCAACCGACGGGGCACCUCUCAGACCACGUCGAACAUCCCUCAGAACCUGACAGGAUGCGCUUGUAUAGCAGCCAAUGGGGAACACGACUACCCGCUUCCAGGGAAGUGUCCGAUGCCGGGCUGCCAGGAGAUCUUCCUCAUCUUCUUGUGCGUGAUCUGCCUCUGCAGCCUGGUGGGAGCCAUGGCCCAGACGCCCUCCGUCAUCGUCCUCAUCAGGACGGUGAGCCCUGAGCUGAAAUCCUACGCACUCGGAGUGUUGUUCCUGUUGCUGCGACUUCUCGGAUUCAUCCCCCCUCCUCUGAUUUUCGGAGCCGGGAUCGACUCCACUUGCCUUUUCUGGAGCUCGGACUGCGGCGAACAGGGCGCCUGCCUGCUGUACGACAACGUGAAGUACAGACACCUCUACGUCAGCCUCGCCAUCAUCCUCAAGGGUGUGGCCUUCCUCCUCUACAGCACCGCCUGGUACUGCCUGCGCGGGAACUACAAGAAGUACAUCAAAGGAAACGAGGACCCCCUGACGCCGACCGAGUUUUACCCGUCUCUCAAUGACAGCGCAAAAUCUGCUGACAGGACAAAGUUUAUAUACAACCUAGAGGACCAUGAGUUUUGUGAAAACAUGGAGUCGGUUUUAUAAAAGGAGAGGUGGACUUUCACGCUCUUUUCAUAGGAAUAUUACUCUUUUCUUUUCUUGAAAGGAUAAGGGCCCGAUCAGGUUCUGAAUUCACGCUCCACGUGCUUUUCUAAAGGGUCCAUUAGAGUUGUUUAUCAGCAGAUGUUGUCACAUGCUACCGAUAAGKUCCUGUGUGGACUUGGUGGUAAAAACAACAAUAAGCCCUUCAUUAGUACAUGGACAUAUGAUGCUAUAACAGCCGUAGUCGAUGRUUUAGGAUCUGUCAGGACUCUGGCAAUCUGCGUGGAAAAAUACCGGGUUCCUUUCAGUCUGCACUGUGCGUUCUGUCUCUCACAGAUGUUUAGAUUUACGGUUUAAAAAGAAAGAACCAUCUGGGUUUGGUUCUUUAGUUGUUUAAAAGUUGCCAAGUGUUUACAGACUAGUAGCCGAUCAGUCGCUGUACUUUAUUUAGUGCAGGAUGGUUUCUUCAAACAUUKAAAAAAAAAGAAGAAAAGAGACCAAAAGCUGCCCAGACUGGGUUCUUCUAGUGGCCUAUUGGAUGUUUCUCGUUCUCUCGCUGGAUCGUAGAAUCUGUUUCAUUAAAACUCGCUUAGCCUAGACCGGUGGAGUCUCGUCUCACAGACGUUCAGACUCGACAUGUUUCCGCGUUCCUGGCCGGUCUUUUGGUCAGAUUUAUCGGUUUAUUUCUCACCGCUGCAGUUUUCUUAUCGUGUCGAUUCAGCCUAAUUUGUCUUAAAAAGGGGAUUUUACACAAUAAGUAUUCAGUUUGGGCUCCUGAGGCGAGUGGGGGAGUAAUGAAGAAAAUCUAAAAUAAAAAAAUUCAGAGUGUUAACGUUUGCUUCAUUAGGAACAGCAUGUUGUAUUAGAAUGUGCUUCGACAGAACAGUAUAAAUUAUCUGUGUUCAUUUGGGAAGAAACGUUGGGAUAUUUAUUAGGAUUAUAAAUGUAUGUGUUAUUGUUGGGAGACAUAAAAAAACUGUUUUUGUCUUUAAAGUUGGCCUGUAAUAUUUGACGUAAAGGUUCCGGAAACAAAACAGCAGGCUGUAAACGGUGAAUUUAUUCCUGUAUUCGACACCCGUUCCUCAACAGAUCUCUCUGCAGUCACAGUUUUCACUUUGCUGGUUUUUCUUAUACUUUUUUGUAUGGCAAUAUGUUCUUUAUUUUAUUCUGGAAAUAAAUUAUUUUUCAGAAAAGUCAAA